Aaosphaeria arxii CBS 175.79 is the source of this 1180-nucleotide messenger RNA. Its product is annotated as Fe superoxide dismutase-like protein. Bases 51 to 941 code for a protein of 296 amino acids. The record is from RefSeq and is a predicted model, not a curated record. The transcript is spliced from 3 exons. Gene Ontology annotation, molecular function: metal ion binding; superoxide dismutase activity. Gene Ontology annotation, biological process: superoxide metabolic process. NCBI's taxonomy places the organism in Eukaryota, Fungi, Ascomycota, Dothideomycetes, Pleosporales.
CCAUCCAGAAUUCCCCAAUUCCCAAUCAAUACACACACAACUCCACAGCCAUGAUAAUACGCACACUUUUACGGCGGCCAGGUGCCAUUCAAUCGCGCACUGCAGCUCCUGCCAGAUCAUUUUCCCCUGCCAUCGCACGAUACAUCCACCGAAGAGCAACCCUUGCGAACCAUGAGCAAUUGAGCAAAAAUGGCAUACCGGGACUCUUCAGUCCCAAGGGCUUCUCAAUUGCCUACGACCAAUACCAGCAGCACAUCACAGACGAGCUAAAUGCGACGACAUCAGGCACACCGUUCGAAAACAAGGACGUCAAAGACCUCGUCAUCGAAUGGUCACGAAACCCCACCACGGCCUACGGCUUCAACGUCGCCUCGAUGGCCUACAACAACCACUUCUUUUUCAGCGGCAUCUCCAAGGACCCGAACGUGCAAUCCACUCCCCCCUCCGAGCUCGCCACUGCUAUAAACAACAACUUCUCUUCCUUCGAGUCCCUCCGCGAAGAGUUCCUCGCAACCGCUGAUGCCAUGUUCGGCCCAGGCUUCGUCUGGCUCGUCCAAACCAAUGACACCUCCCUCCGCCCUCUCCGCAUCCUUCCCACCUACCUCGCGGGUACCCCCAUCUCCGGUGCGCACUACCGCCGCCAGUCCCACGACCUCAACACCCACAGCGCGGAAUCGUUCCAGCAGCUCAACAACGUCGGCACCUUCGGCCAGGCAGCGAAGCAGGAUAACAGGCCGAAGAAGCCCCUAGGAGGUAUCGAUGUUGUCCCGCUGCUCUGCGUGAGCACGUGGGAACACGCGUGGCUCCACGACUACGGCGUCAAGGGCAAGAGCAAGUACCUCCAGGCGUGGUGGAAUAAGAUCGAUUGGAACACGGUUAGCAGCUUGGGACAGUUCACGAAGUCGGACCAGAGCGUCCAGGUGAAUAAGUUCUUCACCUAAAGAAAAAGAAAAUACAUCAUCGCUCUGGAAGAAACAUAAAGGAGAGGAAAGACAACAAAAGGAGAACGGAAAAUGAGGAAUUGAUUGAAAGCAGACAAACCGGGAUCGCAUUACGCUACUGUAACAAUAUCAUCUGUACCGAUACUCGCUUUUAUUUAUUGAUAGAUGAUUUGCGGGAGAUCACAUCUGUAGUCACCAACUGCAUGUAGAAAUAUAAAAAAGGUACAAAACUCAAUUCG